UGGUGACGGUGAACGUGUAGCUGUUAGAUGUGCGCUACUCGAUUAAAAAAAUCGCAAUCGUCAUGCGGUUUUCUUGUACUGAUCGCUGUUUUGCCGCAAAACUUUGUUCUGUGUUUCAUUUUCAUCAUUUGAAAGAUCCAUGUUGGCUGUCAGUGAAUGGGGACAUUCCUUGUUUACAGGCACAUGAGCAGGUGAACUCUGAAGAUGAAGUUAUCCUUUGGCAUCCACCGGCCUGCCUUGGCCUACUCCAUGACCACAUUAGGUGCUGGAAUGAUGAACAGUAUAUUUAACUUCUACUACGUGAAGCUGUUUCUUAACCAGUACAAAAUAUCGGAAGGAGCCUUUCACCAAGCGCAGGUGGUUUUUAUGAUCUGGAAUGCCAUAAAUGACCCCUUAUUUGGUUAUAUACAAGAUAAUUCCAAGACAGGCUUCUGCUCUAUACGACGUCAUUCCAUAUUAUAUGGAGCUCCAUUUUAUGCCCUCGCUUUCCUGCUUCCUUGGUUCCCCUGGAAAGAUUACUCAGAGGGUGACUGGCUUAGUGGAGUCCAUCUCAUGGUAGCCCUCUGCAUUUUUGAUGGCAUGCUUACCUUUGUGUUGCUCGCCCAAUGCGCCCUGUUUGCCGAGAUUUCAACCAAGCAUGAAAGUCGCCUUCAGCUCAUAAAAUACAACCAAGUGGCUUCACUGCUGGGAUCAUCAGCCAUCCUCUUCUGUGGACUUGUGUCGGACAACAUGGACAACUUCCCCAGCUUUCAGACGUUUACAAUGUUUGUGGCUAUCCUGGCCACUGCAUGCAUGUGUUACACCGGGAUGUUUGGGGUAACCCAGUAUGAACAGCGGGAGAAGUCUGUGGAGAGUGGCGGGAAAUCAGAGACCAAUCUCUCCUGGACCGCUGUGCUGUCUCUUACCAAACAGAUCCUCACCCAAAGGAACUUUCUGUUGUUUGUGUCUAUGAACUUUUUUCAAGUUUUUCUUGCCACUUUUUUCAGCAACUUCAUGAUAAUUUUUGCUGAUAACCUCAUUCCCAAAGAUGCACUUCCCUCUAUUGUGAGGAGUAUCAUGUACGGAGCAGGCUUUAUCUUUCCUCAGUUUCUGGUGCUGAUCAUUCACUCUUUUCUGUCCAGUAUCGGUUAUUAUAAGGUCAUCUUGUAUGGCUUCUACGUGGAAGCCUUCUCAGCAGUCCUGAUGCUGUUCCUGGGACCUCAGCAUUAUUAUAUCCUGGCUACGUUCCUCAUCACCAACAUGGUGUUGGUACAAGCCUCAUUUAGUAUAUUUAAUCUGCCUCUGGCUGAUAUUGUAGAUGCAGAUUUUGCCAACUACAAACGCAAGUCUCCACUGUCAUCAAUGGUAUUUGGAACAAACGCCCUCUUCACAAAGCCUGCACAGUCCCUGGCACCCAUGUUUGUUGUUACUAUUCUUAACCAGUAUGGAUAUGAACACUUAACUAACAAAGUUGACCAGCCAGAUCCCAAUUUAUUUUUAGGCCUCCAUGACGCCAUGUUCUACCUGACCUGCAUCGUCCCUCUCUGUAUUGCCACCAUACAGAUUAUCGUUUGGACACCAUACUCCUUUCGGACCAGCCAUGUGGCCAAUGGACACUGAGCAGCUAAAUAAACAAUAACUUUCUGCAUAUCUCACUGGGGCCUUAUAUUUUGUUUUAAUACCUGUCUGGCAGUGUUCCUCACCCCCCCCCCCCCCCCCCCCUCGGGCUCUACAGCUAUUGUAAAACUACAACUCAUCAUAAUGGGCAUGAUGGGAACCGGGGGGGGGACACUGCUACAUGGUAAGCGAAAUCUCUGCAAGGACAUGUGGAAAUCUUUUUUUAUUUUUUUAUUUUUGUGAAUGUCUAAUAGUUUGUGUCUUAUUUACUCACAUGUUAAGUGACUUUAUGUAUGGAGGAGGUCUCAAACUUAUUUCUGGCUUUAUUUUCUAGAAAUUCAAUGCAAGUCUAUUGUAUAGGUUGCUAUGGCAUUAAAGGGACUCUCCUAUCUGGACAAUCUUUGUCUAU
Hyla sarda is the source of this 2005-nucleotide messenger RNA. Its product is annotated as transmembrane protein 180-like. The transcript has 7 exons. Bases 205 to 1599 code for a protein of 464 amino acids. NCBI's taxonomy places the organism in Eukaryota, Metazoa, Chordata, Amphibia, Anura, Hylidae. The record is from RefSeq and is a predicted model, not a curated record.